AUGCAGGGCGGCGUCGAUGGUUCAGAAGCGUCGCUCGCGCCUCUCACAGCCUACGUCCUCAUAUCUCUUCUGGAAGGGAAUCUAACAGUGGACCGCGCAGGUUAUAGCAAAUGCCGUCACUUGCAUCACCACAGCCACCCACGAGAACACACCUAUAUCAAGGCCCUGACGGCAUACGCUCUCUCCUUGGCAGGCGACAGCAGCGCUGCUGUUACGCUCAUUUCAGAUGUGUACAACAGUUUGACAUCAGGAAGUCCAGGUUUGUCUCAAGCGCUGACAGUUGAAGCAGCAGCCUACCUCCUUCUGGCCAUGCUGAGUGAAAAUCCAGGAUCCUACACUACCUGGGAGUCCGAUAUUGCCAAGCUUAUAUCAACUUACCACAAUGGACAGGGAGGCUUCGUCUCGACGCAGAUUAGUUCUCUUGGUCAGUGGGGCAGUGAUGAAUGGUCGACCUUCAGUGAAGCCUUCCCGCCGACAGAAACAGACCUCUUCAUAUCAGUCACUGCUGGAAGUCAGCCGUUUGACAUUGAGAUAAAUUCAGAGAACCGUCUUCUCCUGCAGACCAGCUACGUCACGGACGAUCCACCUUUUGAAGUUACUGUGACACCGUCUGGGAGUGGAUGCGCUCUCGUCACGAUUAUCCACCAGUACAACGUCAAAGAAGAGCCAGAGAGCUCUGCUUUUGCAGUGUCUGUCAAGACAGUCCGAGAAAGCUGCUCUUCUAACAGUUUCCUGCAAAUUUGUGCUUCUUACACCAAUGAGGACUCCGUAUCCAACAUGGCUGUUAUGGAGGUCGACCUCCAAACAGGAUACUCGGCAGAUGAGGAAGACUUGAGAGGUCUCGUCGCUCAGCAAGUCAUCAAGCGUUACGAGGAGAGAGAUGAGAAUGUCUUCCUUUACCUGGAAUCGGUCGGUAGCUCCGAAGUUUGUAUCUCCUUCCACGUCCUGAAGGGCUUCGAAGUCGAAGGCCUUCUGCCCGGUACCGUCACCCUCUACGAUUAUUACACACCUGAAUUCACGCUGACUCAGUCAUUCGAAAUUGAAGACACAUGUCAGUCAGCGUGAAGUGUGUGAUUGGCUCCUUUUGGUAAACGAUGGAUGGCAAAUGACUCCACUACAAUAUAUGAAAAAACAAUAAAAAAGAUAUAUAUAUAUUAAAGUUAUCGGUCUUAGAGAUGCAGCGCAUUUUUGACAAAAAUGUUAAAUGUUUUUAUUGGUCAUUAUUUCUGAUUUUAUCGGACUAGAAGCCUUCCUCAUUUGAUUUCCCAAGGUACAUCAAUAACCUGGCGAUCAUUUCCUUGUUUCAUGGCCAAUUUCCAAGGAAAAUGUGAAAAAUAAAACGGCUUGUUUAAAAAAAAAUGACUUUGACAGAAAUAUCAAACUGUUCUGUGCACCUGGUAUGACACUUUUGCCUUUCGUCUAGUGGUUAAGUCACACGCAUUUUCUCUUUCCUUCCCUUCCACCCCCCUCCACCCCCGCCCCCUCUUUCAGAUUUAUCAGUCUUCUCCUCUCACCAACCUUCCGAACUGAUUUUAUCAUCAUUCACCUUUGAAUGUCAUAUAUUCAAACGGUCGCCACUAAUUUGCAACAUCGGUGUUUCUGAAUGAAUCAGUUUCUUCCAUUGUCUCGUCUGAUUUAUCAUCAAACUCUUUUGUUUGGUUCAAUAAUAAAACAAUAUUUUGAUUGUUUGGUUAGCUUUAAUGGUGGAGGAGUUACAGAGUGCUUUUAUUCUUUAUUAUUAUCAUUGUUAUUAUUCAGUACUAGAUGAACCCUCUCCAUAUCUAACAAGCCCACCAAAGGGGCCACUGAUUGAAAUUCAAGCUUCGAAAGAAUAUUAAGGUGUUCAUUUAGAAUAAGUAAGAGAAAGUAAAGUGGAACACAGAAAGAAGAGAUCCCACCUAUUAAAAGAAAAUGACUUAAUCAAUAGAUAAAUAAAUAAAAAUGCAUUAAAAUGCAAGAGGAAUAGUAUUAGAGUAGUAAUGCUUUGCAUUUUCGCUUGCACUUCUGAAGUUGUAAUAAACUAAGCAACUCCACCAACCCAUUACAAUUGUUAUUUGAAAAGGAUUCCAAGAUCAUGGAUCUUGAAUAAGUAUCAAACUUUAGUAUCAAUUAAGACCUUAUUAAUUAUUCUAUCAUCCACUUUGCAUUCUAACUUACGAAAUGGUUAUGUCACUUUCAGUAGUUUUAUAAUCCAUUAUUGUAUCUUUAGUUGAAUAUGAAGUUAUUUUUUAUAUUUUCU
Macrobrachium nipponense is the source of this 2239-nucleotide messenger RNA. Its product is annotated as alpha-2-macroglobulin-like. NCBI's taxonomy places the organism in Eukaryota, Metazoa, Arthropoda, Malacostraca, Decapoda, Palaemonidae. Bases 1 to 1065 code for a protein of 354 amino acids. Gene Ontology annotation, cellular component: extracellular region. The transcript has 6 exons. The record is from RefSeq and is a predicted model, not a curated record.